AUGUGCGUUUACGAGUGUAUGUUCACCGAAUUUGGGAUGAACUUCCCUCUGUCUCCUCUAUUUUUGCAAUUUGCGGCUGAUCGUGGCGUUCCUACGAGUCAACUGACCCACGGCGUGGUUCGCCACAUCGUUUUUACCGAGGCCCUGGCUAGAGCCGCCGGAGUUGUAUUCGACCGCCUCUUUUCGAGCACGACCGUCCAGGCGAGCGAGACCGAACGCGAACUCAAGGAGAAGUUCAGGCUGCUGAAGGAGCUUAGCCAUCGAUUGUGGCCUGAGGUAGUGGCGGCGCUUGAGAAGAAGAAGCAAGAGAGGAAAGAUAAGAGGGAGGGAAAAACAAAUCUGCCAUCCCUGCGACUCCGAUAUCUACCAUCCCGUUCUAAGAAGAAAUCGAUGGGUCUUAGGAAGAGAGCGGCCGUGCCUAUUGACGACGUUGUCGUUGCUUCCGAGCCGGCCCUAAAAAGAAAAGGGUCGAGUCCCCCAGACUGA
Molecule: messenger RNA, 486 nt
Organism: Microthlaspi erraticum
Lineage: Eukaryota; Viridiplantae; Streptophyta; Magnoliopsida; Brassicales; Brassicaceae
Source: the annotation of a GenBank genome assembly